UGUGGUGUCCAGUGCACGUCUGGCCACCAUGGGGGCCCUGGGGCCCUCCUGUCACCUUCUGCUCCUUCUAGCAGUGGGAGGAUUCAGUCCUGUCCAGGCCCAGAGCGAAUGCAACUGCUCUCCCGUGAGCCCAGGCAUUCUGGCUGGGAUUGUGCUGGGUGACUUGGUGCUGACGUUGCUCAUUGCCCUGGCUGUGUACUCUCUGGGCCGCCUGAUCCCUCGAGGCCGAGGAGCUGCGGAAGGGAUCCGGAAGCAGCGCAUUGCUGAGAUGGAGUCACCCUAUCAGGAGCUUCAGGGUCAGAGGCCAGAUGUCUACAGUGACCUCAACACACACAGGCAGUAUCACAGAUGAGCCCACGCUAUGCCGCUCUGCAGCCUGAUGCCUGGAUCCAGUCAUUCCUGGUGCCUACUCAACAUGCCCUCCCUGGGACACCGACCCACACAGGACCCCAGAGAUGUCUGACCUCUCCCCAUCCUGUCCCCAAAUAAAUGACAGAGCAGAAAACCA
This is a messenger RNA of Phodopus roborovskii (desert hamster), 508 nucleotides long. RefSeq names its product transmembrane immune signaling adaptor TYROBP (gene Tyrobp). The coding region runs from base 29 to 352 and encodes 107 amino acids. The transcript has 5 exons. Gene Ontology annotation, biological process: positive regulation of microglial cell mediated cytotoxicity; negative regulation of B cell proliferation; neutrophil activation involved in immune response. The record is from RefSeq and is a predicted model, not a curated record. NCBI's taxonomy places the organism in Eukaryota, Metazoa, Chordata, Mammalia, Rodentia, Cricetidae. Gene Ontology annotation, cellular component: cell surface. Gene Ontology annotation, molecular function: signaling receptor binding.